GCGCCACUAUCGAUUGAUCGAGAAGAAGAUUAGCUAGCCGGCCAUGUCGUCCGACGGGAAGUUGGAGAGGUACGUGUCGACGGCGUUGACGGUGUUCGGGACGGGGAUGGCGCUGCGCGGCCUGCUGGGCGACGUCCUACCCUACGAGAUCCUCGACGAGCUCUCCUUCGCCGCCCUCCGCGCCCGCUUCUCCUCCCGCGACACCGUCGUCUUCGAUGAGACCGAGGGCCUCGCGCCUAACCACCUCUACAGCGCCGUCCGCGCCUACCUCGCCGCCCGCGCGGCCUCCGCCACCGGCGUGCGCCGCCACCGCGCCUGCCGCGUCGACGAGUCCUCCUCGGACGUCACGCUCACCAUGGACCACGGCCAGGAGACCGUCGACGCCCACGACGGGGUCAAGUACACCUGGCGCUUCGUCUCCCACGACCCCGCGUCGGCCGCCUUCGGUAACAACCCCGGCAACGCCCGCGCCGCCGCCGCCGCCCACGGUGGCCGCCAACACGUCUGCCUCAGCAGGUCCUUCGAGCUCAGCUUCCACAAGAAGCACAAGGAGAAGGCGCUCGCCUCCUACAUACCCUUCGUCCUCGACACGGCUAAGGCCAUCAAAGACCAGCAGCGAAACCUCAAGAUGCACAUGAUCGAGUACGACGCCUGGACCGCCGUCGACUUCCGCCACCCGUCCACCUUCGACACGCUCGCCAUGGACGGCACCCUCAAGAAGUCCGUCGUGGACGACCUGGAGCGGUUCGUCAAGAGGAAGGACUACUACAGGAGGACCGGCAGGGCGUGGAAGCGCGGGUACCUGCUCUACGGCCCGCCGGGCACCGGCAAGUCCAGCCUCGUCGCCGCAAUGGCCAACUACCUCAAGUUCGACAUCUACGAUUUGGAGCUCACCGAGGUCAAGUCCAACUCGGACCUCCGCAGGCUGCUGGUCGGCAUGGGCAACCGCUCCAUCCUCGUCGUGGAGGACAUCGACUGCAGCCUCGACCUGCACCAGCGCCCCGGCGACCAAGGCCCCGAUAGGCGCGCCCCCAGGCCCGGCUUCACCGGAGACGACAACGAAGACAAGGUGACGCUGUCCGGGCUGCUCAACUUCGUGGACGGGCUGUGGUCGACGAGCGGGCAGGAGAGGAUCAUCGUCUUCACCACCAACUACAAGGAGCGGCUGGAGCCGGCGCUGCUGCGGCCUGGCAGGAUGGACAUGCACAUCCACAUGGGCUACUGCACCCCGGAGUCGUUCAGGAUCCUCGCCUGCAACUACCACUCCGUCGAGGAGGGCCACGCGAUGUUUCCGGAGAUCCAACAGCUGAUGGAAGAGGUGCCCAUCACGCCCGCUGAGGUCGCCGAGGUUCUCAUGAGGAACGACAGCGCCGACGCCGCGCUUCAGGAUCUUGUUGAGUUCAUCAAAGCAAAGAGGAGGUAAUGCCCUAGUUGUGAGGGCACGGCUGCGGACCAGGAAGGAAGUGGCAAGGUGGAUAAAGGUGGUAACU
Messenger RNA from Lolium perenne, 1490 nucleotides. RefSeq names its product protein HYPER-SENSITIVITY-RELATED 4. The record is from RefSeq and is a predicted model, not a curated record. Gene Ontology annotation, molecular function: ATP binding; ATP hydrolysis activity. Lineage: Eukaryota; Viridiplantae; Streptophyta; Magnoliopsida; Poales; Poaceae.